CUCCUCUCUUUCUUCCCUUCCCCCUCUAGCAUUGCCACCUUCACUCCUACACGCACGCAGGCAUAUAAACGUAGGUUUUUGAUGCUCCUCUGCCUGUUGACCCCGCUAUUUUCAUGUUUCCAACAGGUUUUUCUUCCCCCAAUCCCUCAGCUGCUGCUGCUGCUCAGGAGGUCAGAUCUGCCACUGAUGGUAAUACCAGCACCACUCCGCCCACCUCUGCCAAGAAGAGAAAGUUAAACAGCAGCAGCAGUAGCAGCAGUAACAGUAGUAACGAGAGAGAAGACUUUGAUUCCACCUCUUCCUCCUCUUCCACUCCUCCUUUACAACCCAGGGAUUCGGCAUCCCCUUCAACCUCGUCCUUCUGCCUGGGGGUUUCAGUGGCUACUUCCAGCCACGUACCGAUACAGAAGAAGCUGCGUUUUGAAGACACCCUGGAGUUUGUAGGGUUUGAUGCGAAGAUGGCUGAGGAAUCCUCCUCCUCUUCCUCCUCAUCUUCACCAACUGCUGCAACAUCUCAGCAGCAGCAACUUAAAAAUAAGAGUAUAUUAAUCUCUUCUGUGGCUUCGGGGCAUCACGCAAACGGCCUAGCCAAAUCUUCUACCACCACUUCUAGCUUUGCUAACAGCAAGCCUGGCUCUGCUAAGAAGUUAGUGAUCAAGAACUUUAAAGAUAAGCCUAAAUUACCAGAGAACUACACAGAUGAAACAUGGCAGAAGCUGAAAGAAGCGGUGGAAGCUAUCCAGAAUAGUACUUCGAUUAAGUACAAUUUAGAAGAACUCUAUCAGGCUGUAGAAAAUCUCUGUUCCUACAAGAUUUCUGCAAACUUGUACAAACAGCUGAGACAGAUUUGUGAAGAUCACAUCAAAGCACAAAUUCAUCAGUUCAGAGAGGAUUCAUUGGAUAGUGUUCUUUUUCUAAAGAAAAUUGAUAGAUGCUGGCAAAAUCAUUGCAGACAAAUGAUCAUGAUCAGGAGCAUUUUUCUGUUUCUGGAUAGAACUUACGUUCUACAGAAUUCAAUGCUACCCUCCAUUUGGGACAUGGGACUGGAGUUGUUUAGGGCUCAUAUUAUAAGUGAUCAGAAAGUCCAGAAUAAGACAAUUGAUGGCAUUCUUCUCUUGAUUGAGAGGGAAAGGAAUGGUGAAGCAAUUGAUAGAAGUUUACUCCGAAGCCUUUUAAGCAUGCUGUCUGAUUUGCAAAUUUAUCAGGAUUCUUUUGAGCAACGAUUUUUGGAAGAAACUAACCGGCUCUAUGCAGCUGAAGGCCAAAAAUUAAUGCAGGAAAGAGAGGUUCCUGAAUAUCUUCAUCAUGUUAACAAACGUCUAGAAGAAGAAGCAGACAGACUUAUUACUUACUUAGAUCAGACCACCCAGAAGUCAUUAAUUGCUACUGUAGAAAAACAACUUCUAGGUGAACACUUAACAGCAAUUCUUCAGAAAGGUUUAAAUAACCUCCUUGAUGAAAACCGAAUUCAAGAUUUGUCUCUCCUGUAUCAGCUCUUCAGUAGAGUUCGAGGUGGAGUUCAGGUUCUCUUGCAGCAGUGGAUUGAAUACAUUAAGGCAUUUGGCAGCACUAUUGUAAUUAAUCCUGAAAAAGAUAAAACCAUGGUUCAAGAAUUGCUGGAUUUUAAAGAUAAGGUUGACCAUAUAAUUGAUAUUUGCUUUCUGAAAAAUGAAAAAUUUAUCAAUGCCAUGAAAGAAGCAUUCGAAACAUUCAUUAACAAAAGACCAAACAAACCUGCUGAACUUAUAGCUAAGUAUGUAGAUUCAAAGCUUCGCGCAGGCAACAAAGAAGCUACAGAUGAAGAACUUGAAAAAAUGUUGGAUAAAAUUAUGAUCAUAUUUAGAUUUAUCUAUGGUAAGGAUGUUUUUGAGGCCUUCUAUAAGAAAGAUUUAGCCAAGCGCCUGUUGGUUGGGAAGAGUGCAUCUGUAGAUGCUGAAAAAUCAAUGCUGUCCAAACUUAAACAUGAAUGUGGAGCUGCUUUCACCAGCAAACUUGAAGGAAUGUUUAAAGACAUGGAACUUUCAAAAGACAUCAUGAUUCAGUUCAAACAGUAUAUGCAGAACCAGAAUGUACCUGGGAAUAUUGAAUUAACUGUGAAUAUCCUGACAAUGGGUUAUUGGCCAACAUAUGUGCCUAUGGAAGUCCAUUUACCACCAGAGAUGGUAAAACUUCAGGAGAUUUUCAAGACCUUUUACUUAGGCAAACAUAGUGGCAGGAAACUUCAGUGGCAGUCAACCCUAGGCCACUGUGUGCUAAAGGCAGAAUUUAAAGAGGGUAAAAAAGAACUCCAGGUCUCUCUUUUCCAAACCCUGGUGCUGCUAAUGUUUAAUGAGGGAGAGGAGUUCAGUUUAGAAGAGAUCAAGCAGGCUACCGGAAUAGAGGAUGGAGAAUUACGGAGAACACUGCAGUCAUUGGCCUGUGGCAAAGCUAGAGUUCUGGCAAAAAAUCCAAAGGGCAAAGAUAUUGAAGAUGGUGAUAAGUUCAUUUGUAAUGAUGACUUCAAACACAAACUUUUCAGGAUAAAGAUCAAUCAAAUCCAGAUGAAAGAAACGGUUGAGGAACAAGCAAGCACUACAGAAAGAGUAUUUCAAGACAGACAGUAUCAAAUUGAUGCUGCGAUUGUUCGAAUUAUGAAGAUGAGAAAGACGCUUAGCCACAAUCUUCUUGUUUCAGAAGUGUACAACCAGCUGAAAUUUCCAGUAAAGCCUGCUGAUCUUAAGAAGAGAAUAGAAUCCUUAAUUGAUCGGGAUUACAUGGAAAGAGAUAAAGAAAAUCCAAACCAAUACAAUUACAUUGCAUAAAACCUUGGCCUCCGAGUAUUUGGUAUCAUAUGCAGUAGCCAGUGGAUAAACUAACCUGUUGAUCCUAUAUUAUUUGACUUCUUUUAUACUACCAAUGACCAAAUGAAGCAGUGUAAUGGAAAUAGUUGAGUUGACUUUUUCAGUGGUUAACAUGCCCAUUUAAAGAGUUAAUACUUAACCUUUAAGAAGAAUGUUGUUGAACUCUUUGCAUGUUAUUUAGUAUGAUGUGCAGAAAAUUCUUAAGAAAGUACCUGGUCUUCAUGAUUCCUCUUUGGAACUGGGGAAGAGGUCCUAUGGCUAUUAAAAAAGGAGGGGGGGUUCUUAUACACCAUUAAUUAUGAAGCAAAGGGUUUAUUUGCUUAAAAUGUCAUUUAAAGAUACUUAAACUGCAUGCAAACUUUAUUUACUGUACAGAGUUCUGGAUGUAUUUAUCAAAUAGAAAAACCACCCUGGACUUGGUUGUUCACCUGUUUUGUGAUUUCCCUUGAAAAGAAAAAUAAGUUGUCAUAGCUAUUGAUAUUUUACUAAGUAAUGUUCUGUUACACUGAAAGGGAUGUUUUAAAAAAACUUAUUUGGAAACAAGUUUUCAAGUAGAGGGACAGUUGCUUACAUAAUCUCUUGUAUACACAUCCUAGAUGUUCUAUUUAUGACCAUGGGAUGUGUGUAUAUGGCUUAGCCCUGAGUUUACUGUUCUGAUUAACAGGUACUUAUAAUAAUAGCUGAAAAAGAAAAUUGCUGAUCAGCUGUACUGGAAGAACAUGGUGGGAGAGAAAAAUCCAACUCUUCAUAUUAAAAAUGAAUACAAUAUGAACAUUGCAAAAGAGACCAAAACCCCCGUGUUUUGUAAAUUUUUACAAGAGCAAAAAUUCAUCAACUAGUUUUCAACUUCCUUUAGACUUUAUUGUUGUUUGGACAGUUUUGUCUUCAACUUGGACCAAUUGUUAGAUUGUUACAGGCUUCCUAGGAUUUAGCAUUCCUGUUUUCUCUACCAAAGUUUUUUUGGGAAGCACCCCAACUUUCCAUUUUGCUAAAUAAACCUUUCAUCCUCCUAACUUCCUAAAGACCUAGAUAUAAAGAUCUUCCUUUAUUUUCCCCAUAUGCCCCCUAGUUGGGAAUUUCAAAAUCUGUAUCAUGCCGAUCUUAAUUCCUUUCCAAAAUUUCUUGAAGAGUUCUCAUAGCCACUGGACAUCUUCUUUUCAGGGGAAUGUCCUAGGAUUGUUCAUAUAUAGAAAAUAGCAAAAGUAUUGUUACUCGAAUUGAUAAUGUGAGUAAAAAAGGCUUCUCUUUAGCAUCAGUGGG
Odobenus rosmarus divergens (Pacific walrus) is the source of this 4100-nucleotide messenger RNA. RefSeq names its product cullin 4B (gene CUL4B). The transcript is spliced from 20 exons. Lineage: Eukaryota; Metazoa; Chordata; Mammalia; Carnivora; Odobenidae. Gene Ontology annotation, molecular function: ubiquitin protein ligase binding. The record is from RefSeq and is a predicted model, not a curated record. Gene Ontology annotation, biological process: ubiquitin-dependent protein catabolic process; protein ubiquitination; DNA damage response. Bases 114 to 2801 code for a protein of 895 amino acids. Gene Ontology annotation, cellular component: Cul4B-RING E3 ubiquitin ligase complex.